AUGCAUUCCUCUGCUUUUCUUGUCCUGAGCUCGGCUUUGGUUUUUUGUCUUUCAUCACCUAUGCCCCCAACAGAUGUAGUUGGUAUAGAGACAUGGAAGGACAUUCCAGAUAUAAACAAAGGUUUAAAUCUCAGAGAAGGAGACAUCAAGAUGGUGAGUUCUCCUACUCGAAGGAGCGCCAUUCUUGGGAAUCAGUACCGAUGGAAUAUUCCUGUCCCCUUUGAACUGAGUGUGAAUCUCAGUAUGAACUAUAAGGGAGUCAUUUUGAGAGCCCUUGAGCAAUUCAGACUGAAAUCAUGUAUUGACUUUAAGUACAGAACAGCAGAAGACAUUUCUUACAUCUCUGUGCAGAGUCUUGAAGGGUGUUGGUCAUAUGUUGGUCACAAUUUCGCAGGAGCUCAAACUCUUUCCAUUGGAAAUGGUUGUGGAAUUAAAGGCAUUAUUGAGCAUGAGUUUCUCCAUGCACUGGGAUUUUGGCAUGAGCAGUCAAGAUAUGACAGAGAUGAUUAUGUGACCAUCAACUUCACAAACAUCAUUACAGGGUAUGCAAAUAAUUUCAACAAAUACAGUGAGAACCUGACCACCACACAGGAUACACCAUAUGACUACUUCUCUGUGAUGCAUUAUGAUAAAAAUGCCUUCAGCAACGGUAAAGGAUACACAAUCAUUACCAAGCGUCCUGAGUUCCAAGAUGUGAUUGGUCAACGCCUGGACAUGAGUGAAUAUGACGUGAUUGAACUCAACAAACUCUAUAAAUGCAAUUCAUCCAUCUCUUUCCUUGAUCACUGUAGUUUUGAAGAUGAAUCUCUGUGUCAGAUGAGCGUCUGUUCUGCUGCUGAUUAUGGCUGGCAGACAGUAAAGUCAGUGAGUGGGAUCAAUGUGACUGACCACACAAACUUGGGCAAAGAACAAAAUGGUGUGUCAUUCUUCAUGCACUUCAGCACUAAAGAUAGAAAUGAGGAGGAUUCAGCCAGAAUGGAGAGCAAGAAAAUGACCCCUAAAAGAGACUGCAAAGUCCAGUGCCUGCAGUUCUACUACUAUCACAGUGGUAAUGUGUCUGACCAGCUCAACAUCUGGAUCCGAGAAUACCAGAAUGAAGCAGACAGCAUAGGAACUCUCAGACUUAUGGAUCAGAUCAUAGAACCCCCUGGGAAUUACUGGAAGCUUCAUCAUGUGCCACUGAAUGCAAAUAAAACUUUCCAGGUUGUAUUUGAAGCCCGUAAAGGAGCUGGAAACUCCAGUGGAGGAUUUUCACUGGAUGAUAUCAAUAUUUCAGAGACCGAGUGUCCCCACACAUGGCAGAUAAGAGACUUUGAGAAGGUUAUGUACAACAGUGUGUCUGGUACUUGGAUGUACAGUCCAUUGUAUUACUCCAGUGAGGGAUAUCGCUUUCAGGCUCUCUUAAUAGUGUAUCAGAAUUACCUUUCAAUAUAUGUUGGUCUGGUAUCUGGUGCAUAUGAUGAACAGUUGCAGUGGCCUUGUUAUUGGAGACAAAUAACCUUCCAGGUGCUUGACCAGAAUCCACACAUACAGAAGCGCAUGUCCUCUGAGAAAAGCUUCACAACUGACCCUGCUUUAGUUUCUUCCUAUGGCAGAAAUGACUGGGACAAUCCCCGAAAUAAUGGAACUCGAGUUGUCAUUGGCAAUGAGACUGUAUAUGUUGGUAUGUUUUGGGGAUAUCAAUAUGCCAUAAUGAAAGAAGAUCUCCCUAAAAGAGAGUUUAUCAAGGGUGGUGACAUCAUCCUUCUCUUUACCAUGCAAGAUAUCUCAGUGCUCCGUAAGAAUAACACUCUACCCUGCCCUAAAGUGAAAGUGAAGAACAUCAAGAUUUCAUUUGAUGCAUCUGUCAAGCGGCGACCAUGUGCUACAAGUGAUUGUCUGGGCAUAUUUUUCACUUCCAGUACUUCCUCUCUGAUUCUAUUGGUGGUUUGCUUCCGUUUGCUGGUAAAUUAAUCCUGAGAUUUUGUAUGACUACAUGAAUUCAAUUUAAAAGCAACUGCAUCUGUCUUCAGCCUUCUGGUAUGUUAUACUGUUAAACCUUUAUUUGAAUUUAAUGAGAUGCUACAGAAUACAUCUAUGGUUAUCUUUAAUUAAGCAAAAAAAAAAAAAAAAUACACAUUUGUCUAUUGAUUUCCAUGAUAAACUUUAUUGUUAGGUAUGGUUGAAAUAUUGCAGACAAUGAAUAAACAUUAUUGGUUGUAAAUUGCUAUACAAAAUGUUAAAUGUGCCCAAAAUAAUUAUGUGAAUGUCUUGUAUGAAUCACAAACCAAUUUUGCAAGUAAUAACCUAAUAUGACUAUAUUAUUCAAAUGUUUAAAUGAGUUUGAAUGUGGAGAAAAUGCUGAAAGGAAUUAAAUUCUAGCAAUCUGUGUGAACCUUAAUGAGAGAAUCCAUACUGUAUAUUUACAUACAGAUACUAAACCGUUUUUUUUUCCAAUUGAUAAUCAUUUAUCAUAUCAUUUAACCAUCUGUUGAUAUUUAUUUUUAUUAUCUGUGCUCUUGUAAUGCUUGCAAUUGCAGAUUAAUCUUACGAUUAUGUGGUAUCAAGUGAUAGUUGUCUUUGUGAAACCAUUUCCAUUCUAUUUAACAUCACAUGAUGAUGCUGUGAAGCGGUAAUUUUCUAUAGCAUUAAUUCAACACAUGUUGAAUUUGUUGUGGUCAGAUGAAGUCCAGCUGAGCACUGAAAAAGACGGAACUAAGAUUAUUCAAUAAAACCUGCUCAUUCAGAUCACUUCAUCUCCCUGCUUUCUCUCAACCCUUCCUCCUCCAACUUCUUGGAUGAUACAAGACAACAAAUAAUACUUAAAUUAUUAACUGGAUAAAAUGCAGUUCUAACUGGUUUGGGGUGUUAACUGGUUUUGGAUACCAAACAAAAAAUGUCUUCUAACUAAAUCCAUGUUCUUGUCGUUUCCAGAGUGUUGAAAUGAUCUAACAAUGCAUACAAA
Carassius gibelio (silver crucian carp) is the source of this 2944-nucleotide messenger RNA. Its product is annotated as meprin A subunit beta. Gene Ontology annotation, biological process: proteolysis. Bases 1 to 1953 code for a protein of 650 amino acids. Gene Ontology annotation, cellular component: membrane. NCBI's taxonomy places the organism in Eukaryota, Metazoa, Chordata, Actinopteri, Cypriniformes, Cyprinidae. Gene Ontology annotation, molecular function: zinc ion binding; metalloendopeptidase activity; protein binding. The record is from RefSeq and is a predicted model, not a curated record. The transcript is spliced from 14 exons.